Molecule: messenger RNA, 1489 nt
Organism: Megalops cyprinoides (Indo-Pacific tarpon)
Lineage: Eukaryota; Metazoa; Chordata; Actinopteri; Elopiformes; Megalopidae
Product: insulin-like growth factor-binding protein 4
Exons: 4
Coding region: 564-1331 (255 amino acids)
Biological process (GO): regulation of insulin-like growth factor receptor signaling pathway
Cellular component (GO): extracellular region
Molecular function (GO): insulin-like growth factor II binding; insulin-like growth factor I binding
Source: RefSeq, a predicted model, not a curated record
GAGAGAGAGAGAGGAAGGGCUACUGUGCUACAGAUUGUGCUGUCAGUUCCCUAGCACCUGGACACUGGCAGACCACAGCUGGAGGUUUUUCUUCCUGCUGAAGAACUAAUGAACACUGUGUGUGUGAAUUCCAUUUGAAAGGAAGCAAACGACUCACCUGGGGAUUCCAGAGGACCCACCCCCCACCCCUGCUCCCUCACUCCACCAGCUCCCUUUGGAGAUCAAAAUAAAUGCAAGGUGAGGGAAGAAUCCUAUCACAAUAACUUCAAAAGCCAAAUUUUUCCUUUCUUAUUUUUACUUACAUCAGCAAAGGAAGAAGGAGAAUUUUUUGAAAGGUUGGUGUGUUCGAGCUGUUCCUUUUUACUUAAAAAAAUAUUCAGGCAACAAGAACGACAAUUUCCACGUGAAACAGCAGGGAGGCUGUAAUCACCGCUGGCCAGUGAUCCGCCGCUGCCAAGCCAACGCCAGCACAGAGCCCAGCCAACAGGGACCCACACCUGCUCCCCCGGUGUGUGAAGCCGCCAAAACCCCCAGACGAGAGCAAGAGAGGGCGAGUGGUGGCCAUGCAUUGCGCCAUGCCACCUUGCGGCCUAUGGGUGGUGAGCGUCCUCACUCUAGUGGCACUUUGCCUGACAGAAGAGGCCAUCCGCUGUCCCAUCUGCUCGGAGGAGAGGCUGGCUCGCUGCAAGCAGCCCCUGGGCUGUGAGGAGACAGUAAGGGAACCUGGCUGUGGCUGCUGCCCCACCUGUGCUCUGGCCAAAGGCAUGUACUGCGGCGUGUACUCGCCUCGCUGCGGCUCGGGCCUUCGCUGCUACCCUCCACGCGGUGUGGACAAGCCCCUGCACUCCCUCAUGCACGGCCAGGGGGUCUGCACUGACGAACGGGAGGUGGAGGAACAGACAGCAAUGGAGAGGCAGGAUGAGAUCAUCCCUGAACACCCCAACAACAGUAACAUCCGCUGCAGUCCCCAGGACAAGCGCUGCAUCCAGAAGACCCUGGCUCGUCACCCAGGGAAAUCAACCAACCAGAGAAACAACAACCCUCGAGAGGACCCCAAGGCAGCCCUGGCACCAUGCCGUGCUGAACUUCAGAGGGCACUGGAAAGAUUGGCGUCUAACACCCGCACACAUGAGGAUCUCUACACCAUCCCUAUCCCCAACUGUGACAAGAAUGGGGACUUCCAUGCCAAGCAGUGCCACCCUGCCCGUGAUGGCCAGCGAGGCAAGUGCUGGUGUGUUGAUCAGAAGACAGGCAUGAGAUUGCCAGGUCCUUUGGAGUUACGGGGGGAGCUUGACUGCCAUCAACUGCUUGCUGAGCCACUGAGAGAGUGAGGGGUGCCUAAAAAUUCUGCAAAAUUCUACUGGUGCUGUUUUGUACAAUAAAGGAAAGGACUAGACCAUACAACCUCACUGAAACUGUGGAGAGUGGUACUCGGGUGUUCAAAAGUAAGCAGUGGUAGAAUUUCCUUCUUUUACAAUACAUUCAUUUU